Molecule: messenger RNA, 6949 nt
Organism: Anarrhichthys ocellatus (wolf-eel)
Lineage: Eukaryota; Metazoa; Chordata; Actinopteri; Perciformes; Anarhichadidae
Gene: ireb2
Product: iron-responsive element binding protein 2
Exons: 21
Coding region: 1779-4844 (1021 amino acids)
Source: RefSeq, a predicted model, not a curated record
CGUACCUAUUUUAGCCGUCAUCCGAUCAGCCGUUUACCUUCUAUAAAAGACACGCAUCCCCCCUGAAAGUAGUUGUCGAUUGCUUUUAGUUGCUAUUAAAGUGUACCCGGCGUCAAACUGUUAGGAGACAUAUAAGCUAACGUUAGCUAGCAAGAGAAAUUAGCUAACGCCGAAAGCUAGAUGUGUCUUUGCUCUUCUCACAAAUGUCACAACAUUAGCGUCCUCUCUAGCUAAGCGUAAAGUAUGUGCUAAUUGUCUUUCCUUUUUCUUAUCACGUCAAGACGUCCAGCCAGUAGCCCGAUAAGUAGUUGUGGUUAACGAGUGUGCUUCACGAUAAGGACUAGUGUUGGCUAAACGUUAGCUUUGUAGCUGUCUCGUACCAUCUCACCAGGACACAUCCGAGAGGAUUUAAUGGUUGAUGUUCGCAGACAGCAUCGACACCACAUUAGUUUAUCGUUACAACGCGUGAGUUCACAGUUGUAUUAAUCGCAGGGACUUUGUACAAACAAGACGAGGAUUGGUUUAUAUUUUAACCCAAAACGGAAAGUGGGAUUAUAGGCCAUCGUGGGAAUGGCAUUGUCUGGUAAAGCAAACUCCCAAAUGAGUGUAGUAUUGAGUCAGAUUUUUGAUAUUUGACAUAUAAGUUUCCAAACAAUAAUAGGUUAUUAUCAGUGAAAACAGGUUCCCAAAAUGAUUUAUCUCCACAGGAUCUCACUAGUGUCUUUGUUGCGUGUCAAGUAGUAACAUAUGAUACUGAAUGUUUUCCAUUCUGCCUGCUUUGCAUUAGGUUAUGGCUUUUAUUUUUUGCAUACAGUUAUUUAUGACACUUGCUGACACAAAGCAUCAUGGUGAUGCAGUGAAUCAUGUGACCAAAAGAGGACAAAUUCCAUUGAAUAGGUUGAAGUCAAGUUCAAAUUGAUCUGCCUUAAUAAUAAAAGCACACUUUUUGAAUCAUUUUACUUCUAUAUAUGUUGCAGUGGGCACAAACACUGAUCUUAAAUCAAAGAUCUAACUAUGACAAAAGCUGGUUCAUGCCUGCUUAGUUGAAUGGAGCUAAAUCACAUAAUUUAGUUGUUUUUAAUUUUUCUCUGGCAGCAGUUAUAAUGCUCUUGUUGCUUUGCCGCACCGCUAGUGAACGUGUUGAGAGGAAAUACUGCCGAUGAAGAAAAUAUGAAACCCCAAGUGUGUCAAUUUGCUUUAUCAGAUUUGAAAGACUCGCUAAACCAGUUGUGACAGGCAUUCUUCCUUUUUAUAUUUGUUCAGUGAAUGCUUAAUAGGAUUUAGGAAACCAAACCUCCAGUACAAGCUUUAAAAAAGACAACAUAUAGUCAUUUUACACAAUAUUUAACUCUGAUUAAGUCAAGUCAAGUGUGUGCUAUGCAGUUUGUGUUUCCUAAUCAUCACACAAGUGUUUCUUUCAAAGCAAGUAACCUGAGAGCCAAAGUUACAGCAUGUUGAUGUCCUGUUGAGAGACCUGUGAGCAGAGUUGUGCCAAGAUUCAAAAGAUUACUGCGUCCAUAGGAGCUCAGCACUUGCUUAGCUUAAUUGUUACACCGAGUUUUAAAGUAGAAUAUCAUCAACACUUAACAGCUGGAGCCUAAAUAAAGGUCACAAAGGAAGAAAUGAAACCAGAGAGAUCGUUUACCUUUUUUCCCCAAAUGCACUGUUGUUCAUUGUUACAUUAUUUAAGAAGCUUAUUUACAGGACAGUCUAAUUCAGAGUUUGGUCAUUCCUGAGACCAACUGCUCGGCUACUUAUAACCACCAAUACAAUGUGGUAUGUACAGUAAUAAUCCGAUGCUAUGGAUGCACUGCUGUGUGUGUGCACAAACAUUUAAAGUUAAAUUCUCAUGGAGUAAUAAACCUGUCCAACAGUCCCAAGUACACAUGCUGAGCCAAAAAAAUUAUUUAAUUACACAGGCUGGGCUGAUAGUUGUAUUAACACCUGUUUGUCUUCCCUCUGCAGAGCACCCAUACAGCCAUCUAAUCGACACGCUGAAAGAUGGCAGCAUCAAGUUCUUCAAUCCACAGAAACUAAAUGAUCCGAGAUACGACAAGCUGCCUCUGUCCAUCCGCGUCUUACUGGAGGCAGCAAUCCGUAACUGUGAUGGCUUCUACACAAAAGAAGACGACGUCCAGAACCUUCUGGAUUGGCAGCAGCAGCAGAAUGAAUCCGAGGUGCCGUUCUCUCCAGCGCGAGUCCUUCUCCAGGACUUCACAGGUAUUCCUGCCAUGGUGGACCUGGCAUCAAUGAGGGACGCUGUGGCCAAACUUGGCGUGGACCCCGGACUAGUCAACCCUAAAUGUCCCACAGACCUCAUCGUAGACCACUCGUUACAGAUUGACUUCAGCAAAUGUGCCAUACAGAAUGCCCCAAACCCAGGUGGAGGGGACGGUCCAAACCAGAGCCAGGGGCCUUCCCGUUCCACCCCCUCCAGGCGAGGCUCACAGUGCGGGAGCCAGCGGGGCUCCUGUAGUAAAGCUUCCUGCAGUGACCCUCCGGCCUCCCCGGGUCGACCUUCUGUCCAGCAGAUUGAGAACACGCCUCUCCUCUGCCCUUUCCACCUGCAGCCUGUGUCUGAACCUGAAACCGCUCUGAAGAAUCAGGAACUGGAACUCAGCAGAAACAAAGAGAGGCUUCAGUUCUUUAAGUGGUGUUCGAAAGCGUUUAAGAAUGUGAACGUGGUCCCUCCGGACGUUGGCGCAGUCCACCAGGUGAAUCUGGAGUACCUGUCCAGAGUGAUCCAGGUCACCGACGGGUUCGUCUACCCCGACAGUGUGGUGGGAACCGACUCGCACACCACCAUGAUCAACGGCCUGGGCAUCCUGGGCUGGGGUGUUGGGGGAAUUGAGUCUGAAGCGGUGAUGCUGGGCCAGCCAGUGUCUCUGACCCUUCCUCAGGUGGUGGGCUGUAAACUGGUGGGCUCCAUCAACCCUCUGACCACCUCCAUAGACAUCGUCCUCGGCAUCACAAAGCACUUGCGGCAAGCUGCGAUCGCUGGAAAGUUUGUGGAGUUUUUUGGACCGGGUGUCUCCCAGCUGUCGGCUCCUGACCGGACCACCAUCGCCAACAUGUGCCCAGAGUACAACGCUACUGUCAGCUUCUUCCCAGUCGACCAUGUCACCCUCCAGCACUUUAAAAAGACAAGUUUUACCCAGGAAAAACUUGACUUACUGGAGUCUUACAUGAAGGCUGUGAAACUGUUCCGAAACUAUGAAGAACCCUCAGAAGACCCUCAGUACUCUGAGGUGAUUGAGAUCAACCUGACUUCUAUAGUGCCGCAUGUGAGUGGACCGAAGAGGCCUCAGGACCGAGUGGCAGUCAGCAGCAUGAAAGAAGACUUCCAGAGUUGUCUUGAUGAGAAGGUCGGCUUCAAAGGCUUCCACAUCUCUAAGGAGAAGCAGGACACGUGCGUUCCUUUCCUGCACGGUGGUCAGGAGUACCAGCUGGCCCACGGCGCGCUGGUCAUCGCUGCUGUUAUCAGCUGCACCAACAACUGCAACCCGUCCGUCAUGCUGACCGCAGGUCUGCUGGCCAAAAAGGCUGUGGAGGCGGGCCUUGUUGUCAAGCCUUACAUUCGGACCAGCUUGGCUCCUGGAAGUGGCAUGGUCACGCACUACCUCAAUACCAGCGGAGUCCUGCCUUACUUUAGCCAGCUGGGGUUUGAGGUGAUCGGCUACGGCUGUGCCACCUGUGUGGGGAACACGGCUCCGUUACCCGACGCUGUCGUGGAUGCGAUCAAACAGGGGGACCUGGUGGCCUGCGGUGUGCUAUCUGGAAACAGGCACUUUGAAGGGCGCCUGUGUAACUGCGUGCGGGCCAACUACCUGGCCUCCCCUCCCCUGGUGGUGGCCUACGCUCUUGCGGGGACUGUGGGAAUCGACUUUGAGAAAGAGCCUCUGGGUGUGACGUCGGAGGGGAAGGAGGUGUAUCUCUGUGAUAUCUGGCCGUCCAGGGAGGAGGUCCAACAGACUGAGGAGGACACAGUCAUCUGCUCCAUUUUUAAGGAUCUCAGGGGAAGGAUGGAGAAAGGGAACACGCUUUGGAACAACAUUGAAUGUCCAGAUUCUGUGGUUUUCCCCUGGGAUCACAAGUCCACAUAUAUCCGUUCGCCGUCUUUCUUCAGCAAGUUGAGUAAAGAGGUGCCGCCUCCUCAGUCCAUAGAGAACGCUCAUGUCUUGCUGUUCCUCGGGAACAAAGUGACGACGGACCACAUCUCACCGGCGGGCAGCAUUGCCCGGGUCAGCGCCGCCGCCAAGUACCUGCUGAGCAAACGCCUGACGCCGCGGGAGUUUAACUCGUACGGCGCUCGCAGAGGGAACGACGCCGUGAUGACCAGAGGCACGUUCGCCAGCAUCAAGCUCCAAAAUCGCUUCAUCGGCAAACCGGGCCCGAAGACUUUGCACAUUCCUUCAGGCCAGACGCUGGAUGUGUUCGAGGCAGCUGAUCGCUAUCAGAGAGACGGCGUUCCCCUCAUCAUCCUGGCAGGCCAAGACUACGGCUCUGGAAACUCCAGGGACUGGGUAGCCAAAGGACCGUACCUGCUGGGGGUGCGCGCGGUCAUCGCCGAGAGCUUUGAGAAGCUGCACAAGAACCAGCUGGUGGGAAUGGGCAUCAUGCCGCUCCAGUUCCUGCCUGGCGACAGCGCAGACUCGCUGGAGCUCAGCGGGAAGGAGAGGUUCACCAUCGCCCAGCCGGACAGCCUGAGUCCGAGGCAGCAGCUCACAGUCAAGACCAGCCAAGGAAAGUCCUUCUCCGUCACCGCACUGUUUGACACGGAGAUGGACGUUAUCUUUUUCCGUCACGGAGGUCAUCUCAGAUAUGUUGCUCGGACUUUGCUCUGAAACCGCCUGCAGCCCGGUCCCCGAGCCCCACUAAAGGUGCCCAGCGGUCUCUUCAUCAAUUCCCCAGUUUGUCUUCAGGACGGAGGACAAGCGGCUCAUCGGAGCGGCAUUGAGCCCGAUGAUUUGUCCGUUUUCGAGCUGGAUGAACCUCCCCAGACUUUUGGAGUCAUGAGACGUCACGUUUUAGACCUGAGCUGCUUCUUCAUCACUACGCACGCCUGCAGCGUCUCUCCUCACAAGAAGAAGACGAUGUGGUGACAUUCUCUCAAUCAGGAGAUUGAACCCAGGACGACAUUUGAACAUCCUUUUUUUAAUUAUUUUUAUUGUGUGUGAGACCGGAUUUGCUGCGUACUGAGGGGACAUUUCUUAAGGAGUUGAGCCACGAAGAAAUGACUCGUGUCUGCUUCUGUUGUCAUUUAACAAAAUAACAAUAAACAAUGCUGCUGACAUGGUGCUAGGUACUACGGCAUGAAUACUUUGUUUUUUAGGGCGGGGCCUGUUUUUACCAACAUCCAAGCAACGUCUAAUCUUUGCAGAAUUGACACCCUUGAAUCUCCCAAAUAGCUUUUACUUGCGUGUCGCCAGUGAACGUGUCCAGUUGAAUCUCUUCCUGAGACUGACGACCUGCAUUAUUAGCACAUGUAUUUAUUUAAAGGUGAACUCCACAGAUUCUACACACCAAAGUCUCUUCACAGGCCUUGGAGAGAAAACAGUUGUUUAAAUACUUGCGCCUAAUGUUCACCCUACGAGCGACAAAGCAACACAACAAAAAGUAUUGUUAGUUAAAGUAUGGACAGCUACUUUGUCGCUGCUGAAGUGUUGCUCAAGCGCUCGUUGUGUAGUUAUGUCGUUUAAUAUCGCAGCAAACUGACAAACGACGAGACAUUUUCCGUUUAUUAGACGGAAUGGAUUUGUGGCGGGAGAGAGAAGGUGACCGUGAAACACAAAGCAGCUCAACUUUGAGUAGUUGUGCCUCACGCCGCAUCGAGUGUCAGUUUGACCCAAAUGUCCAUCUGAACAGCUGGCUCCUGAGUUGCAUUGUGGGUAAUGUUGGUGCCAGGUUUUGAGAAGAAGGAAGAAUGUGUGGAGUAAAGUAAGAAAGCGAAUGACUUUAUUUCCCAAAAUUCUUAGUUUUUUUAAUACAAAUUCUCACUUUUAACAUCUGGAUCCAUUUCUGGUAACGUGUCCCGUCGUGACUCGGCGCGAUGUCGAGUUAAAAGCUGCAUGAAAGGGACAAGUGUGAUGAUAUCGCUUCAUAUCUUCGGUGCUUCUCACUUUGACUUCUGUCAGACUAAUUGAAUAUAACUAAAGCUCCUUGCAUGAGGAGGUCAUCAAAUCAAUUGUAGUGAAUAAUGACGGAUAAUAAAUGCUCAUUUUCCAGCUAAUAUCGCAGUUUGAAUUGAAUUCUAAGUGACUGGAUGGAGAGCAGCCCGGCCUGUAGUACAGGUAUUCUUAAGUUCUAUAAUUCAUCCCAUGUGCUGAGGUAUUGGACUGUUUUUCUGUUCGCUCUGUAUCAUGUUCUGCAUGUUCGAGUCAUUUUGACACAGUAAAGAGUAUUUGUUAGCUAAUGGCACUUUCUAAAAGGCAUCCCUUCAUUGUAUCAUGGCACAUUAUUUAGAAUAUAGAAUGGAGCCUUUAUGCUUUUAUAUGUUUUUAGGGAGCGUGGUAUAAUACUGGCUGUGCUUCAGAGACGUUAUUUAUUAUGUAAUUCAUUGAAACCAUAUACUGCCUGAACCUGUUUCUUUGUUUGUCGUUUUAAAAGUGAUGGAAGACGUUUAGUCAACUGCCAAAACAAGUAGCGAGCUGUCACGAGUCAUCGUUUCUACACUGCUUCAUAUUACAUGUAGGUUUGAAGUUCCUCCGCCCAUCUUCACUGUUUGCCUUCCUAGUGUGAGGUUGGGUUUUAAUUAGUGAUACCUGGAUGCAGCACAGUGUGAAAGCUUUACCUGUAGCGGCAUGUGUAGCAGUUAAUUGGUCCAAUGCUGCCGUUUCCCACAAUCUCAGUUUAGGGAAGCAAAGUGUGUUGCUGCACAUGUGAAAAGGUGUCUGUGUGUAACUCUGACUCAUAUUGUAAAUAGUUUUUAAUAAAUGGUAAGGAAACGCUG